AUGAGCCAAAACGAGGCAAGUGAAGAAACAGGUUUUAAUCCUAGGGCAUUUCCAUUAGCUUCUCCAGAUUUAAACAACAAGAUUAUUAACUUGGUGCAACAAGCUUGCAGCUAUAAGCAAUUAAGGAAAGGAGCAAAUGAAGCAACUAAGGCUUUAAAUAGAGGUGUAGCUGAAGUGGUUUUGCUCGCUGCAGAUGCUGAGCCUUUGGAAAUUCUUCUUCAUCUUCCAUUAGUUUGUGAAGAUAAAAAUACUCCUUAUGUUUUUGUCCGAUCAAAAGUUGCUCUAGGACGUGCUUGCGGAGUAUCUAGACCAGUUAUAGCAGCAGCAAUUACAUCAAAGGAUGGCUCAAGUUUGUCUCACCAGAUUACUGAGCUAAAGAACCAAAUAGAGCGAAUUCUAGUAUAA
Molecule: messenger RNA, 405 nt
Organism: Cryptosporidium ubiquitum
Lineage: Eukaryota; Apicomplexa; Conoidasida; Eucoccidiorida; Cryptosporidiidae
Product: RNA binding domain-containing protein
Exons: 1
Coding region: 1-405 (134 amino acids)
Biological process (GO): mRNA splicing, via spliceosome; maturation of SSU-rRNA
Cellular component (GO): nucleolus; precatalytic spliceosome; small-subunit processome
Molecular function (GO): RNA binding
Source: RefSeq, a predicted model, not a curated record